Gopherus flavomarginatus (Mexican gopher tortoise) is the source of this 2435-nucleotide messenger RNA. RefSeq names its product angiopoietin like 4 (gene ANGPTL4). Bases 243 to 1643 code for a protein of 466 amino acids. Gene Ontology annotation, molecular function: enzyme inhibitor activity. The record is from RefSeq and is a predicted model, not a curated record. NCBI's taxonomy places the organism in Eukaryota, Metazoa, Chordata, Testudines, Testudinidae. The transcript is spliced from 10 exons. Gene Ontology annotation, biological process: triglyceride homeostasis.
ACUGCGCUUAGGCUGAGCCGGCUGCUGGACCGGGCCGCCUGCGCUGCGCUCCCACGCCAGGUAUCCAGGCUGCGCUGCGCUCCCACGCCAGGUAUCCAGGCUGCGCUGCGCUCUGCACCGGGCCGGCUGCGCUGCGCUCCCACGCCAGGUAUCCAGGCUGCGCUGCGCUCUGCAGCGGGCCGGCUGCGGUCGGCUCCCACGCGCCAGCUACCCGCGCUGCGCUGCGCUCUGCACCGGGCACCAUGCGGCUGGCGGGGGCAGCCCUGAUGCUGUGCGCGGCGGCGUGGCUGGGCCCCCGGGCGGGCGGCUUCCCGGCCGGCAGUAAGGAGCGGAAGGUGCAGUUCGCCUCCUGGGACGAGGUGAACGUGAUCGCGCACGGGCUGCUGCAGCUGGGCCACGGGCUCAAGGAGCACGUGGAGAAGACCAAGGGGCAGCUGCGGGAUCUGGGCGGCCGGCUGAGCGCCCACAACGGCUCGCUGGGGCUGCUGCUGCGCCAGACCCGCCAGGCGCAGGAGCAGGGCGGGCAGCUGCUGGCCGCCGUGCGGGAGCUGCAGGGCAGGGACCAGCAUCUCUUUGGGCUCUCCGAGGCGCUGCGCGAGAAGCUGCAGCAGAUGGCCGGGGACAAGGCGGAGAUCCAGGGCCGGCUGGAGCAGCUUGAGGGCAAGAUCCGGCAGGUGCUGCAGGGGCGGCCCUCGGAGAACCAGAGCGCCAAGGAGCUGGGCACGCUGCAAUCCCUAAUGGAUGCUCAGAACGCGAGGAUCGAGGAGCUUUUGCAGAAGGUCAAACAGCAGCAGUACAAACUGGACAAGCAGAACCUGCAGAUUAAAAGCCUGCAGAGCAAAGUCAAUCUGUUGAUUCCUCUGCAUCUUAAGGACAACAAAACUCAGAGUCUAAAGUGGAGGAUAAAGCUGAAGAAAAGCAUCAGACAUACCAACCAAAGCCAAAAUGCCAGUGUGGAACCUGCACAGCCACAGAAGCUCCAGCUGGACUGCCAGCAGCUCUUCCUGGCAGGGGAGAGAAGCAGUGGUGUGUUUCAGAUCCAGCCCUUGGGAUCUCAGCCUUUCAAAGUCUACUGUGAUAUGACUGCUGAAGGUGGCUGGACGGUGAUCCAGAGGCGUCUGGAUGGCUCCGUGGACUUCGACCAGCUUUGGGAAGCCUACAGGAAUGGCUUUGGAGACCUUAGCAGUGAUUUCUGGUUGGGCCUGGAGAAAAUAUACCACAUUGUCCAAGAGGGAAGGUACAAUCUCUCAAUUGAGCUGCAAGACUGGGAAGGAAACUCUCAGCUUAUUCAGUUCCUCUUUAGCCUGGGUGGAGAGAACACAGCUUACACACUCAGUCUCCUCGGACCUGUGUCAGGAGAACUGGAAAAUGCCCUUGGGGACUUCAGACAGCUGCCCUUCUCCACUCGAGAUCAGGACAACGAUUUCAAAGCUGACACUAACUGUGCCAAGCACCUGUCAGGAGGCUGGUGGUUUAGCACUUGCGGCCAUGCCAACCUCAACGGAAAGUACUUCCGCUCCAUCCCCCGCCAGCGGCAUGAGCGGAAACAGGGCAUCUUCUGGAAGACAUGGAAGGGGAGGUAUUACCCACUGAAAUCUACCACCCUGAAAAUCCGACCCGCAGAGCUGGAAACAGAAUCCUAACCUAGCUGCCACUUGAAAGACUCAAAGGAAUGCAGAUUUGCAGCUCCAUCACUUGGUGUUUACAAAAACCAGAAACGCAACCCUCACAAUGGUAGUUCAGAGGGGAACCUUUCCUCACAUUAGGAGCUGUUUAGCUGGCAGAGUCUAGCACGGAGCAAUGCAGCAGCAGGCUCUUCCUGUAGGUAUAACCACUUAGUGUUACUGGGGUCCAAUGAACUCAAAGGAUGGGAGCUCCCAGAAUGGGCAAGUAGCCCUGAACAGGGUCACUGUGGAAUGCACAAGCUGGGGGAGCAGUCACAGACCAGCUCUGCUGCUGCCCAAGUCAGUGAUGUACAAAGCUUUGUCCUAAGUCUUGGUUGAUCAGUUACCUUUGCUGUUAAAGCCACUGUGCUUUCAAGGGGCUUGCUUGGUCCCAGCACUGAAGCUGGGGAAAGGUGAGGUGAAUGGGGUCCUCUUACAUCAUAGAUAGAACAGCUGCAUUCUGGGCCCAUGUGCCACUUUAAUCCUCUCCUCUCACUGAGAUUCCCACCUGGCUCAUGGGGGCUUUGUGAGCCUCCUCCAAGAGGCUGCUGAUACUGUUGGGCUUUUCUUCUCAGAGCCCAGCAGGGAGCUAGCCUAGGUUUGGAGCCGCAGUAUGGUGCUGCUGCCAAAAACCCACCCCAUUCCUCCCAGACCCUCCUCAUCUACCCCACCUCCAGCCAUGGCUGGUCAGUUACACAGCAGCAGCAAUAGAGGCAGCAGCAAAUGUAACUCAUGUCUGCCACUUUGUUUCUCAUGACUCCUGCCCAGCUG